Molecule: messenger RNA, 1180 nt
Organism: Morus notabilis
Lineage: Eukaryota; Viridiplantae; Streptophyta; Magnoliopsida; Rosales; Moraceae
Product: LOB domain-containing protein 1
Exons: 2
Coding region: 135-809 (224 amino acids)
Source: RefSeq, a predicted model, not a curated record
AUAUAUAGCCUCCUUUCCUUUCACAAACAAACCCCACAAUCCACAUUACCAAUCUCUUCUCUUCUCUUCUCUUCUCCGCUUCUUAAACAUUUCUCACAAUAUUUAUAUUCAUCUGAGAUUAUAUUCCUCAAGAAAUGGAGUGCAGCACUGAGACCAACACCACUACGACCACUAAUUCAUCAAACAUGGUCGGCUCUCAGACUCCUUCUUCCUCGUCAUCUCCUCCUCAGACUCCUCCUCCUCCUCCGACACCACCCGUUGUGAUUAGCCCUUGCGCCGCUUGUAAGAUCCUGCGGCGGAGGUGCGCCGAUAAAUGCGUCUUGGCGCCAUAUUUUCCUCCCACUGAGCCAUCCAAGUUCACCAUUGCCCACCGAGUCUUUGGAGCCAGCAACAUCAUCAAGUUCUUGCAGGAACUCCCAGAGUCUCAAAGAUCAGACGCGGUUAGCAGCAUGGUGUACGAGGCGAGUGCAAGAAUUAGAGACCCCGUUUACGGGUGCGCGGGGGCGAUUUGCCAGCUUCAAAAGCAGGUUAACGAGCUUCAAGCACAAUUAGCCAAAACACAAGCUGAGCUUGUCAACAUGCAGUGCCAGCAAGCCAACCUUGUGGCCCUUCUUUGCAUGGAAAUGGCUCAAUCCCAACAAGGAUCGUAUCAUGAUAUUUCUCCUCAUCAACAUCAUCAACAAACGCUUGAUGGAUUCAAUAAUAAUAUUACUACGCCUCUCAUGAUGACCGGCAACCAAAACAAUAAUAACCUGAGUUUCCUUGAUGAUAACAACCUAGGCUCAUUGUGGGAACCACUCUGGACAUAAUCAUGAUCAUGAUGAUCAUCAAAGUGUUAGUUAUAUAUAAUUAUAUUAUAGCAUAGUCCUAAAUUAUAUCAGAAGAAAGAAAAUGUUCCAAUGAAAUUCUCCCAAGGAGAAGCUGAUGGACAUUGAAUAUUUUUAGUACCUUAGAAUUAAGGAUUUGGGUCUACUUAACAGUAGAGGGAAAAGAAUAUUGUGUAAGCUAACGAUCUAAUCACUUUGUUAAAUCUAGACAAAGUAGAUAUGGAUCCUUUUUUUUUUCCCUCCAUCUCCAUGUAUUUUUCCUUUCAGUACUGCAGAUAGAGAAUGUUUAGACGUACGCGUUUGUGGUAAUUAAAUUAUGGUCAAUUAAUUAUAUUCUGAUUAUGGAAUCCUAA